Plasmopara halstedii is the source of this 2223-nucleotide messenger RNA. RefSeq names its product Zinc finger, RING/FYVE/PHD-type. The coding region runs from base 1 to 2223 and encodes 740 amino acids. NCBI's taxonomy places the organism in Eukaryota, Oomycota, Peronosporomycetes, Peronosporales, Peronosporaceae. The transcript has a single exon. The record is from RefSeq and is a predicted model, not a curated record.
AUGCUGCUCAUAAAACAGCCGCUUGGACAGACGCUUCUUUUGCUACGGCAGUCUCAUUCUUUAUCUUGCCUAUACAAAGCAGGAAGAGCAUUUGACCGUCGCUCUAGUGAAGAGCACGGUAUUGAAGUUCUAAACAUGAGUCACCGAUUUCCGAUUGAAGAGGCGGUAUUUCCACCAUUGCGAUUAUCCGAGUCUGCCAAGGACAAAUUUAACAACACAGCAUCAACGCACCUCACAAUGGCGUUGCGUGAAUACGAUAAGUAUCGGUCGUGGCAACUGUCGCGACCGCCAAAUCUCCGGUAUCAGCUUCAUCCGGCUAUGUGGAAGCCCAUUAAAACAUGCGAGCAACUCACUGUCUAUCGUAAAGUACUCGUGGAUGAUUCAAUGGCAGCCGUACCUGCCGAAGGAUUACGACGACGAGCAUACAGUCGAUCGCUUGAUGCACUGAGAUUGGAAAGAGCCAUCGACUCCGUCUCAUCCACUACAAAAGAAUCUGUGACUGGUUUUUCAUGGUCAGAGGAUCGAACGAGCAGUAGUGAGUGGAACAUGCCUACGCUACUUCAAGUGGGAACAAUUGAAGGCACAUUGGACGACAUCAUGUACAGCUCCGUCUCAUUCGAUGCACUUGGGACAUUAAUUGAGUCGAUGUACACUACCGAAGAUAUUGUGGAUGCUGAAACUCUAUAUGAACUCGAAAGUCCGACUAAAGAAGAGCCGUUUCGGUUUCGUGGAAUAAAGUGGGUCGUCAAGUCCACUCCAUCCACGGUAAAAGCGUUUUUGUGGCCUCGAGACCUUCUAUUUCUCGCAGCUACUGGUACGCUAAAUCGACCAGAUGGUGAACGAGUGGGAUAUCAUUUGAUGCACUCGAUCGAUCUUGGUAAAGGUUUUGGUCCACUCGAUGGAAAGCGGAUCGUACGUGGUCGAGUCUCUUCUUGUUAUUUCUAUCGCCAGAACUCUCCAAACACUGUAGAUGUUUACAUGAAGACCAACUUUGAUCCGAAUGGAUUAGUGCACGAAAGCGUCGCUUUACUCUCGGCUGCGACGAGCCUCACUCGUUGUAUUAAGUCGUCACUAUGUGCUCAAAACAAAAAAUUAUCGUGGCUAUUAGCUCAUCCAACGACUAACGAGAUGGAAGCAGGAUCUGCACGACCGAACAAUGUCCGAGCAAAAAAGCGCAAUGACUGUUCAGUGUGUACGAGAUCGAUUGGAGCCUUUUCGCGAUGCUACUCAUGUCGAGUUUGUAACGCACGUGUGUGUUCCACCUGUUGCGUUAAAAAGAAACUAGGAUUUCCUGGCCCAGCAUACAAGACUGUUGAACAGCGGGUGAUCAUUGUUUGUACGCACUGUCUCACGUAUGUUCGAAAACUGAACGCAUCGGAAAUCGCCGAGCAAGAUGUUAAGGAGCGACAACAUUUGAAUCAACGAAAUGGCUUUGUUCAAGGAGCGCAAGUCUUAUCGCGCAACAACCGAAGUAACAGUCGACCUGAAGUCAACAGGCAACGACGUGGCACUAUCGCUGAACGUGCUACUAACGAACAGGAUUCAAAAGAUUCAGACGAUGAAAAGGUAUUUCUUACGGCUCCUGGUCGGACAAACCGAACACUAUAUCAGUUUGACUUCGAUGACCUGACUGUACAGUCUUCUACAUUGAAAAAUAACGACGUUUCGGGGGUUGUCCUACUGCCUUUAGCCCCGGAACCAAGCCAAACUCGCACAAAAGCUAUGAAGUCGCGGAGUAACAGCCAACAGAUGGGAUCAAUUACAAGCAAGAGCAAGCCUGAUGUGUUAAGCAUGAAAGUCAACAAAAAGGAAUCAACCGACUGUUUCGUGAAAGAUUCUGUGGAAAUGUCGAUGCAGCAAGAUGUGCCAGUGCUCGAUAAUGCACUUCCUACAGCUGAAGUGCAGUAUGCUUGGGGAGAGGUUGUGCCGUCUCCAACUAAUAAUAAUUUAUCUGAGACUUUAACACCGCCAAUAAAGAAAAUGGAGAAUAUGUGGUCGAGUGGUGAAGAACAAAGUGCAACGCCAUCCAUUUUGCAGCCAACGUCGAUUCCUCGUAUUCACGCUGGAGCCUCGGCUCAAGAAGUGCUUGCACAAUUCGCGGAACUUUGUAACGCUGCUGAAAAUGUGUUGCAAGCCGCACGAAAACACACAAUCACGGUUUUAGAUCCAACAAUGCUCACGUGUCAACAGAAUACGAGAUUUGAUAUGAGUGCCGUCGAUUGA